GUUAUAUCGUUCUUACUAUUGCCACUCUGGGGACCACAACUCCAGCACAGGAACCUUUGUGGAACAGGCUACAAACCAUAGCAGCAGUGGGUGACGAUUUGUCUUCCUGUGAAUGCACAGUCUACCAUGAAGCCCUGGAUUCUCGUCCUCACCGUGUCCGCCCAUGGCAUCCUGGUGUUUCUACAUGUUCUCGGAAGCCUCAAGGAUGACCUUGAAGAGAUAGACCAGUGCUGGGUACAGCCUCCGACAAGGUUUUGUGGGAAAAGGUGCACGAAGGUGCGGAAGUGUGUGAGUCCGAAUUACACGUGCUGCUGGACUUACUGUGGAAACAUCUGCUUGAACAAUGAAGAGCCCUUUAAAACACUGAUGAAAGUCUAGUUUCAAUGUGAUCCACUGCUGGUGUGGGUGGAAGGCUGCCUGCUGCCCUGGAGGGACGCUCGCUCCAGCUAAGGGCCUCUUUGUCCCUUCCUUGAUGUCUUCAUGCAGAGAAGUCUGAGCUUUUGCCAAAUAAAUGUAUUAUGUAUCAGCAUG
Mus pahari (shrew mouse) is the source of this 531-nucleotide messenger RNA. RefSeq names its product WAP four-disulfide core domain 9 (gene Wfdc9). The record is from RefSeq and is a predicted model, not a curated record. The transcript is spliced from 4 exons. Lineage: Eukaryota; Metazoa; Chordata; Mammalia; Rodentia; Muridae. The coding region runs from base 127 to 378 and encodes 83 amino acids.